CUAUGCCGCGGUUGUCACGGGCUCCGCGUGUCCACGAGCACGCGUAUCCUCUACACGCUCCUGCAUAUCCUGGCCUCUGCCGUGUGCUGCCUCCUGCUGUCCCGCACCGUGGGCCAUGCCAUCGCUGAGAAGGUGAUGGUGCCCUUCUCUGUGGCAGUGUGCCAACACCUGUCUGGGGGCACAGACUGCGAGCGGCUGGUGGGCUCCUCAGCUGUGUAUCGGAUCUGUUUUGGCACUGCCUGCUUCCACCUGGCACAGGCUGCUCUGCUGCUCAACGUGCGCUCCAGUUCUGACUGCCGUGCACAGCUCCACAAUGGGUUCUGGCUCCUGAAGCUGCUGACACUGGUGGGGCUCUGGACUGCCAGUUUCUUCAUCCCUGAGGAGAACUUCAUCCGAGCUUGGCACUACACGGGUGUCUGCGGCGGCUUCUGCUUCAUCCUCAUCCAGCUGGUGCUGAUCACUGCCUUCGCGCACACCUGGAACAAGAACUGGCUGACGGGUGCUGCACAGGACAAGCGCUGGUACCUGGCUGUGCUGCUGGUCACGGCUGCCUUCUACACCCUCGCCUCCACCGCCUUUUUCUUCCUCUACAAGUUCUACACCCACCCAGCCGCCUGCCUCCUCAAUAAGAUGCUACUUGCUGUCAACGGCAGCCUUUGCGGCAUCAUGUCCUUCAUCUCCAUCACACCCUGCGUGCUGCUCAAGCAGCCGCGGUCUGGGCUGCUGCAAUCUUCAAUCAUCAGCUGCUAUGUGAUGUACCUCACCUUCUCUGCACUGUCUAGCCGUCCCCCGGAGAGAGUGCUCUACAAGGGGCAGAACCUGACUGUGUGCUUCCCGGGGCUCCGGCAGGACGAGCUACAGAAGGAGGACACCAGUGUGGCUGUGCUGGGUGCUGCCAUCAUGUAUGCCUGCGUGCUUUUUGCAUGCAAUGAAGCCUCCUACCUCGCUGAGAUCUUCGGGCCCCUCUGGAUGGUCAAAGUCUACAAAUUUGAGUUUAAAAACCCCUCCUGUUGCUUCUGCUGCCCUGAGAAGAUGGAGGAGGAGCUGAGAGGCACAGGCAGGGUGGGUGCAGAACAGGCAGAGCUUGCGUCCCAGUCCGGGGAUGCCAGCAAGGUGGGAGUGCAGAAGCCGCCAUGCCCCCACGCUGUCCCGGGCACCAAACAGACGUGUGAGCAAGUAGAGGAGAGCACCAGGAUGCAGUUCAUUGUCCAGGAUGAGCAGGAACGGGUGGCCUACAGCUACUCCGCCUUCCACUUUGUCUUCUUCCUUGCCUCACUCUAUGUCAUGAUGACCCUCACCAACUGGUUCAGCUAUGAGGACGCGGAGCUGGAGACCACCUUCACGCAUGGCAGCUGGUCGACCUUCUGGGUGAAGGUGUCCUCGUGCUGGGCCUGUGUCCUGCUCUACCUGUGGCUGCUGCUGAGCCCCUUCUGCCUCCACAGCUCCUCCCAGAACCAGCGCAGCAGCACAGGGCUGCGCAUCGUGCGGCGACGACGUGCCCCGCAGCGCAUCAGUGUCUCCACAUAG
Messenger RNA from Acanthisitta chloris (rifleman), 1527 nucleotides. RefSeq names its product serine incorporator 4 (gene SERINC4). Gene Ontology annotation, cellular component: membrane. The transcript is spliced from 10 exons. NCBI's taxonomy places the organism in Eukaryota, Metazoa, Chordata, Aves, Passeriformes, Acanthisittidae. The record is from RefSeq and is a predicted model, not a curated record. The annotation marks the transcript as partial.